AAUGGUUGGGUGGGUGUGUUCUAGAGUGCAGUAAGGAAGAGAAAGACAUUAAAACAAGCGAACCUCAAAGAUUGCUUUCCUGCUAACAACAAAAGACCAUUACCCAGAUGAAAUGUUAAAUGCAAUUGAUAAAAAAGAGAAGACAGAAAGUAAAACGCAGCAAGAGUUAAAAGGAGCAGGAAUUGUGCCGAAGGCUAAGAGGGAAGCAGAAAUACGCAACUCUGGAAUAUUUUGGGUGUUUUCCUGUUGAUUCUUCGCAUCAGACAGCACAAUGGAAAGCUACAUAGUCACUCUGGCAACGGGCACAUCGGAGUAUUCAGGCACCAACAACUACAUCUAUGUGACGCUGGUGGGGGUGACGGGGGAAAGCGAGCGCACUUUACUGGACAACCCAGGCCUAGACUUUUGUCGAGGGGCGGUGGAUGAGUACAAAGUAAGCAGCCAUACCCCUCUCGGCCCUCUGCUACUUGUCAGACUAGAAAAAGAGCGAUACUGGGUGGAAGAUAACUGGUUCUGUCGCUACGUCACUGUGAAUCCUCCAAUUGGAGACCGAGCGCUGACCUUCCCUUGUUACCGCUGGUUUGUGGGAGAUGUCACAGUGGAGAUAAGAGAAGGAACAGCCAAGACACAUAGAGAUGACUCCUUAGCUCUUCUCCAAACUCACAGAAAAAGAGAACUUCAGGACAGACAGCAGACUUACAGAUGGCUAACAUGGGCGACAGGGAUACCACGAUGUAUCGAUGCUAAAACAGAAGCAGAUUUGCCACAAGAUGCUCGUUUUGACAACGAGAAGAGGAGUGACUUUGAGUAUUCAUUACAUUUCGCCUUGUUGGAGUUGUCGCUUAAGAAACUCGUCAUCCGUUUUGGGAAUUCCUGGGACGACCUUGAGGAUUUCAAACAUAUCUUCUGGAAGCUCCGAAGCCCAAUAUCUGAGUACUGCAUGGACCACUGGAAGGAAGACUGGUUCUUUGGUUACCAGUGUCUAAAUGGCUCAAACCCCAGAAUGAUCCGCAGGUGUAAGAGGCUACCAGAGAACUUCCCAGUCUCAGCUUCCAUGGUGCAGAGCUCAUUACCUCUUAGAACAAACCUGAACAAAGAACUUAAGGCGGGUAACAUAUAUUUGUUAGAUUAUAUCAUCAUGGAGGGGAUUCCCAGCAACACAAUCAAGGGUAAACCACAAUACAUCGCUGCUCCCCUCUGUCUCCUCUACCAACAUCCAGACCAAGGGCUCAUACCUAUUGCUAUUCAGCUGGGUCAAAUUCCAGGCUUGGACACACCCAUUUUUCUGCCUAAAGACCCACCCCUCGCCUGGCUGCUGGCAAAGAUGUGGGUGCGUCACUCGGAGUUCCAGAUCUUCCAGGUGCUAUCUCACCUGCUCAGGACUCACUUGGUGGUGGAGGUGUUUUGUGUGGCCACGCUGAGACAGUUGCCAGCCGUACAUCCCAUUUAUAAGAUGCUGGCCCCCCAUCAGCGCUACACACUGGAAAUCAACUGUCGGGGGCGCACUCAGCUCAUCUCAUCAGAUGGCAUCUUUAAACGGGUUGCGUCUACAGGUGGUGAUGGUCUGCUCAUUUUGGCCCAGAGAGAGUACAAAGAUCUCACCUACCGCUCACUCCAGCCCUUCCUUGAUUUUGCUGAUCGAGAAGUUUCCCACCUGCCAAAGUAUUUUUACAGAGAACACAGUCUGAUGCUGUGGGAGUCAAUACACAGUUUUGUCUCAGAAAUGGUUAGCCUGUACUAUCAGUCCGACCAAGAUGUGCAUCAGGACUCUGAACUCCAAGCCUGGGUCAAAGACAUCACACAAGUGGGCUUCACAGAGCUCCCCAACUUUGGUCUUCCUAGUGAGCUGAGCACCAAAGCGGAACUGUCCACCUUGCUUGCAGUGAUCAUCUUCACCAGUACAGUCCAGCAUGCUGCUUCUAACAAUGGGCAGUUUGACUGGUGUGCAUGGAUACCAAAUACCCCUUGCACCAUGAGACAACCACCACCGACAGACAAAGAUGCUGUUACAAUGGAAAUGAUCAUGGCCACCCUUCCUGAUGUCAGUCAGUCAUGUGUGCAGAUGGCCAUCACGUGGCAUCUGGGACGAGCACAACCUGAUGCAAUUUUUUUGGGCGACUACACAGAGCAGCACUUCAGUGAGGGGCGAGCUUUGGAGCUAAUUGACAGAUUUAGAAAGGAUCUGAAAGAGAUUGAAGGCCGCAUCUUAAGUCAGAAUGAAGGACAGGAGCUACCCUACCUAUUCCUACUGCCGAGUCGUGUAGAAAACAGCAUCACGAUAUGAACAAAUGUUCACCUCAAGUAUGAAACAAAGAUUUCUUAUUCUUUUUAUAUAAAGAAAUAUAUUAUUACUGUACUCCAUUAAGUACAUGUUAAUAGUGUACAACAGCAUAUAUCCUUGUAUGUAAGCAACAGCAUUAAAAUGCUGGCCAAUAGAUAAUUAGCAAAAUGUAGCAAUAGUUGACAGUGACAAUUGACCAGAGUCACUGUAUGCAUUCUAAAAACCCUUGAAUGGGGUGUGAACCUUCAUUCUUGUUACCCACAUUGUAAAACAAUUAUUCAGUUCCUGCACUUCUACAGUAUAUUUACACAAGUGAAUUAUUCCUUGUUUCUCUACUUCCAAAUUGACUUGACCUUUUUAAAGAUGGACUUGAUAGCUGGUUUAGUGGCUUGGCUGUCUGAAACCGUGUCGAGAGUGGUACCAGGACAACAACCAACCUCCAAAUUAUUUGGGCGUAUCUUCCUUGAACGUCUCAUUUUCCACCUUUUCCACAGGGACUUCCUCUUGGAAUGAAGUCCUUCAGGUUGCAUGUCUUCUUUUAGAGUGUCAUCUGAUAAUUGAUUCUUGCUUCCUCUCUCUUUUAUCAACUGGUAGCUGCUAGAAGAAGCGAUAGAGGUGGAUCCAGUGUACGGUGAGUCUCGCGGACCAGUUGAGUAACCGUCAAACUCCUCUUUGGACUGUUUUAUGUCACUACAAAUCGGCUUGCCUGUCAUGGCAACACUCUCUAAGGAUUCCACUGAGCUCCUUUCAGGGACAUAUACACGGACAGCAUCACAGAGACCUUGUCUGAGGGAAUUUUCUAAUUUUUUGGAAAACUCCUGUCUGAAGAUGUUCUCAAAGAUACUGUAGAUGUUGUGCUCAUUUGCAUCCCCCUCAGACUGGAGAAGAUUGAGCCCACUGGCUUGCUCUUCAUCUGUCUCUGUAGCUCCCAGUUUACUGUCAGGAAUGGAUGCCAAGCCAAUAGAAUGGCAGGACAUUUCUUCUUCUGCUUUUUCAUUGGAGAUAUUUGGAGUUGGUUGUUCAUAGCUGCAUGUAUUCUUGAUCAUGUUUGCCUUCUCAAGGGGGAAUGAAGUUGGUGUGGUGGAAUGGGAUUUAGAUGUUGCAGUUUCCAAAAGAGUAGAAAGCCCGGAGCAGGAUUCUUCCUCAAAGAAGCAAAACUUCUCCACGGCCACUUGUUCAGAAAUAUUCUGAGGUUUCUCUACUUUGCUGUCACUUGUGAUUGGGUUUGUCUCUUCAACAAUGGAGGAUGGAUUUUCUGCAGAACCUCCAAGCUCACCAUCCUCUAAAGCGCCUGAAAUCCCAGAGAAUGACUCUUCUUCAUCUUCAUCUUCAUCUUCAUCUUCUUCCUCUUCUUCGUCCAAACUACCAUGAUGAAAAGCUUUCUCAGCUUUUGUCUCAUUCUUGACUUUGGCUUUCUUGCCCUUCUUCUUGCCAGAGCGAGAUUUCCACAUGGACUUCAUUUUUUUAACAAUGGUUUUGCCGGCUGUCUUUGUAACUUUGCUGGCUGAGUCGAUGGUGUGAACAACAGGCUGAAUGACAUGGCUGAUGAUAUUUUUGGCUUUCUCAAUUAUGGGAGAGGAGGUGGAAGGAGAAGGCACUGGAGAAUCUGCCACCCCAGUGUCAUCCAACCCAGAGGUGGAUCCAGACUCAGAUAUCCAACUAUCUUUCCUUGCUUCUUCAGAGGCAUCUGGAAUUUUCUCAUCCAUCACAUUUAAUGAAGAAGUGGAAAGCUGCGGGGACGACUUCACCUCAAGCGCGCAGGGAUUCUCCGCUGUCUCAUAUUCAUGUAGAGGUAUCUCGUUUUUGAAGACAUUUGCCUUUUGAAGGGCGGAUAUAAUAGGACACGGACAGGGAGCAGAACGUGCCACCCCAGCGUACCUCGAUGUGUUGGCUGAAGAAGAAGCUGAAGAAUUGGCCUCUCCUGUCUCCUCUAAAAUGGGGGACAGCCUGGGGGUCAACUGUUUUUCAAACCUGCAGAGUUCCUCCACUGCACCCUCAUCCAAUAUGUCCAGAGGAAAGUAUUUGCUGUCUAUUCCGGUGCUCAUGAUCAAGUUUGCAGAUGAACUUUCCUCUGCAGGUCCCUCUGUUGCUGGUGCAAGCCUUGAUAUAACUGGAAAAUCCUGAUGUUCCUCCUCUCUGCUGAUUUCCUUAUCAGACAAUGAAGAGGAAUGGGAAGCAGAUGGAACAUUCACUUCAGGGUCCUCUGAAGUGGGCAGAAUACUGGAGACUGGUCCUCCCUCAACUAUUUCAGACUCCUCCUCUGCCUCUUUAUCUGAAUCUGUGAUAUCUUCAUCCUUCCACGCUGACCUGACUUUUUUGGCCAUUGCUUUGGUAACUUCUAUGGUGUCAACCACAGGCUGAAUCACAUGGCUGAUCAUACUGAUAGCCUUCCCAAGCAUGGGUGAAGAGUCAUCUCCCUUUGGUUCUUCAUUGUUGUACUCUAACAUAUUACUGUCAGGACGCUCUCUCUCCUUAGAUGACAUUAAAUAGCCCUCCUUUCCUUCAGGGAGGAACUCUUUGGGAUUCUCAGCACUCAUGAGCCUCUCCGAGAAAAAGUUCUUGAGGUAUUGCUUGAUUUUAUGCUGAGUGAUGACGCCGUACGACGACUCGUCGAUAUAAACAUUUGUAGUAGAGCGUUCCUCUGCAUCCCAGAGGGCAAUCAGCUGUCUCAACUUUGCAAUGUCUGCUAUGCUCUUCUCCACGAUGCUCUUGAUGAUAUUGUUGAUUUUGUCAUCCCUCUCUUUGUCCAUUAGGCUUAAGGUCAUAUUCUAGUGAACAAAUACAACACACAUCUGAUUAGCAUGACAAUUAUUUUAUUGAAUAAAUGAUGCACAUUGGCAUGGGGUUAUUUUAUUACCUGGUUUACUUCCGACAUGUUCAGAUGGUCGCCAAACAACCCCCGUUGUACAAAAAAAUCUUUCAGGCAUUUCUGAGUGUUGAGAAGGUCAAGAAUACCGUAUGGGGACAACUGGCUCUUCUCUGUGAUUUUUCGCAGAUGAGCUUUGUUGAAACUCGCCGCCAUUUUUGCUUCCAUGGCCUUCAUCCCUUGCCGAAGUACAUUUUGUUUUAGGAAAACAGUAUUCGUGGACAAUCACAAACCUUUGCUUUCGCCUGUUUGAUCUGAGCCGUGCAAAAGAGAUCGAAGCAUGACAUCGGCACAUUUUGUCAUGAAAGCAUGACAUCAUCACCUUUUUGUCAUCAAAGCGUGAUGACUAAUAAUGAGAUUCCAAAUGAACGGGCACAAAUAAGUUAAGUUUAACUCCAAAGCAUCCAAUUACCAGUUAGCAACAAAAAUCUACAAAGAUUGCAACAUGUGUAAAUAACUAUGUUAGGUCAAACAACUCCUGCAUUUUUCAAUUACAAUGGUACCUCGACUUAAGAGUACACCAACUUACGAGUGUUUUGAAAUAAGCUGUCACAUGGCUACUGCUAUACUUUAGGUUGUGUGCAAACAUUUGAGUUAUGGGCCUCCUCACCAUUAGUUGGGAUAGUGAAUGAAGACUAGAAGGGAUUCGCUCAUAUUGCUCCACCAAGUUGUCUACACGGUCGGUCAGGUUUUUGAUGAUUUAUUUAUUUAACUUAAAGGCCUACUGAAAUGAAUUUUUUUUAUUUAAACGGGGAUAGCAGAUCUAUUCUAUGUGUCAUACUUGAUCAUUUCGCGAUAUUGCCAUAUUUUUGCUGAAAGGAUUUAGUAUAAAACAACGACGAUAAAUAUCGCAACUUUUACCGGAAGUAGCGUGACGUAGUCAAUUGAACAUAUCCGCAAAGUUCCCUAUUGCUUACAAUGAUGGCCGCCAGAAGUGACAGAGAUUCGGACCGAGAAAGCGACGAUUUCCCCAUUAAUUUGAGCGAGGAUGAAAGAUUUGUGGAUGAGGAAAAUGCAAGUGAACGACUAGUGGGGAGUGGAAGCGAUUCAGAUAGGGAAGAUGCUGUGAGAGCCGGGGGUGACCUGAUAUUCAGCUGGGAAUGACUACAACAGUAAAUAAACACAAGACAUAUAUAUACUCUAUUAGCCACAACACAACCAGGCUUAUAUUUAAUAUGCCACAAAUUAAUCCCGCAUAACAAACACCUAGGUGUUUGUUAUGCUAGCUCCUAGCUACUAGCUACUAGCUCGAGCUAGUUAUAGCUCGAGCGGGUUAUAUGGACGGGAUCCCGUAUAUAUAACCCGCCAAUACAAUUCAAACACCUGCACAACACACACACUCACUCAGCCCAAAGGACCGUUCACCUAACCCAAGGUUCAUAAAACUUAUAUAUUUAACCAAAGUUACGUACGUGACACGCACGUACGGGCAAGCGAUCAAAUGUUUGGAAGCGCACGGGUGGGACCUGAUAUUCAGCUGGGAAUGACUACAACAGUAAAUAAACACAAGACAUAUAUAUACUCUAUUAGCCACAACACAACCAGGCUUAUAUUUAAUAUGCCACAAAUUAAUCCUGCACCUAGGUGUUUGUUAUGCUAGCUCCUAGCUCCUAGCUACUAGCUCAAGCUAGUUAUACCAAGCGAUCAAAUGUUUGGAAGCGCAGCUACGUACUCACGGUAUCGCGUCUGUGUAUCCAAAUCAAAGUCCUCCUGGUUAGAGUCUCUGUUGUCCGAGUUCUUCGAUCUUGACUGCAUCUUUCGGGAAUGUAAACAAACACCGGCUGUGUUGUGUUGCUGACUUCCCUCGCAAAAUAUCCGCUUUGCACCGACAACUUUAUUCUUUGCUUGCUCAGCUUCUUUCUCCAUAAUGCAAUGAACAAAUUGCAACAGAUUCACCAACACAGAUGUCCAGAAUACUGUGGAAUAAUGAGAUGAAAACAGCUAUUUCGUAUUGGCUUCAAUAGGGAAGCCAUACCUCUGUUAAACUGGCUACGUCACGCGCAUACGUCAUCAUACCGAGACGUUUUCAAGCGGAAGUGUGGCGGGAAAUUGAAAAUUGCACUUUAUAAGUUAACCCGGCCGUAUUGGCAUGUGUUGCAAUGUUAAGAUUUCAUCAUUGAUAUAUAAAUUUUAAUUCUAUUAACUUUUUAUGAACUUUACUAUAAAUUCCUCACAGGGCUGUUUUCAACUAGAAUAUAAAUAUCAAAUCUAUGAACUUGAAUAUAAAUAUUAUAAAUUAUGAAUACAUUUUCCCUGGGGUACACUUUCCUCAAGAGAGCUUUAUUUUUGAAAACCUCAUGAAAACACAUUUACACAUAAGUGUAUGAUGCUGCAGGAAACCUCAUGAAAACACCUUUACACACACAAGUGUAUGAUGCUGCAGGUACUUAAAAAUGUUACCGUACUCCCACUGAUGGGCUAACCUGGUGCAGAAAAGCAAAUAAACAAUAAGAAACAACUUGCAAAACCCAGUCCAGAUUAGCAGCAGGUACAGUAUAAAAUCAGAGACAAUUCUUGUUUAGGAAAGUGACCAUAUGCGCCUUCUCAGGCAGGAUGCGUGAGCGUUCUGGACAGAUAGUGUCUCCUGCUGUGGAAAAUACACGUUCGCUGGGUGUGGAAGAAGCCUGAACGCAUAAAUAGGAGAAAGCGAGAUCUGACAGCAAAGGAUAAGUCUUUUGUUGGUUCCACCGGACCACCACCAUGCAGCAGGGUCGUCAGACAUAAGUAUCGGUGGAACGUCCUGGUACAUCUGCAGCUCUCUCUCCACUCGUUUCUUGAUGGACAUGGAGCUCUGUUAUUUCGCGGUUAUUUCAUUUUUUUUUGUAAAGUAAAGCCACACUUUCGACCGCCGAUGCCCACUAUCCAUGCUUGACCUUGACUGACUCGCUCGGCUAUGCUAACACUUCCGGCGGUGGGCGCUUCUUCGUUGGUGUUCAGCGGCUUCUUCUUCCGGUUCGGCGGACAUAUUUUUUUCCGGUCGGCGGACUGGGUAUCGAAACUAGGAAUCGAAAUUUAACCUUUUGAACGAUUCCGGGAGAAUCGGAAAGUUAGUCCCGGUUCCAAUCGAUACUCGAUACCCAACCCUAGCGAGUAAGACCAGAUGUUUUGAGUGGAUCUUACAGGAUUUAGUGUGACAGUAAACCCUGUAAGAGCCGUUUAGGUCUGUGGUAUGACAUGAAAAUUAUUGUAUGUAGAGGUUGCUGAUAGUGUAUUUGACGGAGAAACAGCUCAAAGGAGAAACCAUACAAAUCCGCUAUCCAAGGUAAAUGCUUUACAUUAUUCUUACAUUACUUCAUAAAACUACUGUAGUUGUUUGUAGAACAUUCUAUUGUAUUUUCCAUACAGUAUUUCUCAUCUAAAAGUUGUUUUUCUUUUUAUAAGGCAUGCUACAAUUCUGAUAUUUUGGGGGUGAGGCAAACACUGAUUACAUUUUCAUAGGUCUUACUUGUAUUUUAUCCUUUUUAUCUACUCAUGGUUCUUACUAUUUUACAAGUUUUAUUAUUUUCACUUUCCAACGUUCCUCAGAGGGAGCCAUCUGCUGUGGAGGCACUUUGUGUCAGCGUCUUUGUGGCCGAGGUCUGAUGACCUCCUGGUGCAGAUGGCUCCUGUGAUAGUGUUACUCACAUGUCUCCUCUGUACUCAGCCAUGCAUUCAUUUGUUCAUAUAGUAGCAUAUGUGUGUGUGUUUGGUAUCUGUCCGUGCGUGCGUGUGUGAUAAUGAUC
Entelurus aequoreus (snake pipefish) is the source of this 8869-nucleotide messenger RNA. It is a transcript of the gene alox12, whose product is annotated as arachidonate 12-lipoxygenase. Gene Ontology annotation, biological process: linoleic acid metabolic process; lipid oxidation. The record is from RefSeq and is a predicted model, not a curated record. The transcript is spliced from 15 exons. The coding region runs from base 272 to 2284 and encodes 670 amino acids. Lineage: Eukaryota; Metazoa; Chordata; Actinopteri; Syngnathiformes; Syngnathidae. Gene Ontology annotation, molecular function: iron ion binding; protein binding; arachidonate 15-lipoxygenase activity.